Messenger RNA from Ruditapes philippinarum (Manila clam), 4232 nucleotides. Its product is annotated as muscle M-line assembly protein unc-89-like. The record is from RefSeq and is a predicted model, not a curated record. The coding region runs from base 194 to 3484 and encodes 1096 amino acids. The transcript is spliced from 20 exons. NCBI's taxonomy places the organism in Eukaryota, Metazoa, Mollusca, Bivalvia, Venerida, Veneridae.
UGUUAGUAUACGUACGUAACCGAACAUCACCGAAUGUACGCACGUGCCAUGUAUUAAUUCAUGAUUGUUACCAGGCUGUGUUACCUAUUGGAAAUAACACCAACAUGAUUUCGUCGUGACCUCUGUUAGUUCUAGUGUAGAUAAAUGUGGAUUAUAAACGGACUAUAACUUUCCAACUUCGUGAGAAGAGAGGAUGGGGCCCAACGAGGAGAAGCAGACGUGUAUUUACACUUUAACAACAGACAAGGCGUUACCGGAAGACAAUGGUUUAUGGAAAUGUGAGGUAACCAACAGUCAUGGAGUGACGUCUGCUACAUGCACAGUCAGAGUGUUAGACACAGACGCCUGCGCAGACGACACUGAAGUAAAGGGCUUGCCUCGUUUCGUCGAGACGAUUGAAAAUGUUAUUGCUACCGAGGACAAAGACUGCGUGUUUCGUUGUAAAACUAACCCAGCUGAGGUCUUUGAUGUGAAAUGGUACCGCAAUGACAUUCCAAUCGUGGGUUCUAUGCCUGGAAUGGAAAGGUAUUACAUUUCGUCAGAAGAAGGGGUCCAAACACUUGAAAUCAGAAGAACAAGACCACGUGACGUAGGUGUAUACAAAUGUAAAAUUUACAACAAAAUGGGAUGGACAUCAUGUGAUGCAAAACUGUUUGUUGAAGAUCCAUCGGGUAAACUUGACGUUGUGAAAUACACGCGGUCAUAUGAAUAUGCCUUGGUGGACUCCAUAAAAUCCCGGAAAGCCCUUGAAAUUAACGAUCGAGGAUUCAACGAAGCUGACGUUCUUCUAAGUUCAAUAAGUGACACAGACACUAUGAAGAAAUUUCUAAUAAAAUGGCAGCUAGAUAAAGACCAAAAUCUGUGUUUUCCAAUUCACUUGAAGAACAAAUGUGCUGUGGAAGGCUCAUUAACCGUUCUUAGUUGUUUAAUGACCGGAAAACAUCCUGCCGAUGUCAGAUGGUACAGGAACAAUAUAGAAAUAUUUGACGGCUUUAAAUAUUAUUUGAAGUGUUUACAAGGUAUUUUAAGCCUAACAAUUCCAAACACGGAAAUAACAGACACGGGAAACUACACAUGCGUUGUUAAAAACAGACAAGGAAAGAUUUAUUCUUCCUGCUACCUUCAAGUUGAACCCGCUUUGGAAACAACAAACGAAGUACCUGUGAAACCAAUGUUUGUUAAGCCGUUAAAAAGGUUGACCGUUAACGAGGGUGAGCUCAUCAACUUCAGGGUAACCGCUAAAGGCAGUCCUGCUCCAGGCUUCAAAUGGUUCAAAGAUGGCUUAGAAAUUCACGACAGUGAACGAAUUAAGACAGAGGUAUUUCCAAAGGGCAUUGCAGAAUUGUCAAUCCAUAAUUCUACAGUGCGAGACAUUGGUUUGUACACAUGCGAGGCACAUAAUAUGGCCGGACGUGCACAGAGUAUGGUCCGUGUUAGUGUGAGAGACAAGUUCGAGCAGGAAUUCUGGAAAGGUCGUGAUUUAGACGGUGUUAUUGUUGCAACUGACGCAAAUGGAGAAGUCAACGGUGAAAUAGAAACUCCGGAAUUAGAUAAAGUGCCUGUAUAUGUUCAGAAAGUGGAGAGCAAGUUGUUUGACCGCAUUCCCGAUUUCACGAUGCGUCUACCGUCUUUCAUGCCCAUCCACAGUAAACAACGCUUCAUGCUGGAGAUAAGAUGUAACGGAAACCCUAAACCGUAUGUUAGCUGGUAUAAGGACGGGAUACAGCUGUUUGAUGAACAUCACUACAAUAUUUUGGCUGUUGGAGACUGGUAUGGACUCGAGGUUGCUAGUGCGAGACCCAUCGAUGCUGGCAAUUAUACAGUAAAGAUUGAAAACGAGGCUGGGCAAAUACAAUGUUCGUGCACAGCGGAAAUGCAGCUUCCAAUUUCUACUGAAGUUAGUUUUGCCACAGAAUUGGAUACUGCCGAAGAUCUUUCAUCAGUAAUUGCUGGAGUGGCAGCUUCUAGGACAGAUCUAGAGGGAACAGCUUUUAACAUUGCGCAUUUGGUUCCUAGUUUCCAUCUAUGCAACACGGAGGCCGACUGGACAACUAUAAUAGAUAAAGAGGUAGAAGUAAUAGAUGCCGAUGAAGCACCAAGUUUUCCUCAUGCCUUGCCGGAGAAAUUGACGCCUCACGAACACGACGAACACGUUCAUCUUGAAUGUCAAGUUAGAGGAGAACCCAUCCCUAAAAUUGUGUGGUUAAAAGAUGGCAAUGAUUUGGAAGAAGGCCCAAAUAUCAGUUGGAGCAUGGAUCCCAAAACUCGAAUUGCCUCAUUGCUGAUCGGGAAGGCUACUGUUGAAGAUUCCGGGCAAUAUUCGUGUGUCGCUUACUCAGAAUCCGGCGGACAUGCGUCAACCACAGCAGAUGUCCAAGUAUUAUCUGAAAAUACUGGGGAUAAUGAUUCAACGGAUGGAUCAAGGAAGACUGUCCCAGAGUUCAAGGUCAAGCUAAGUGAUAAGGAGACAACAGAAGGUGAAGAUGUGAAAUUAGAAUGUGUCGCUGAAGGUUUUCCAGCUCCUAAAGUAAAAUGGUACAAGAACGACGUGCCCAUUAAACCUACUAUAGGGAAGUACACUAUAACGAGCAGUAUCGAAGGUUCACAUUCACUUAUAAUUGCCAGCAUGCACAUGUCUGACAGUGAUUGUUAUAGGUGUGAAGCUGUAAAUGAAUGUGGAACAGAGGCUACAACAGCCCAUAUUGUUGUACAAGAGCCAUGUCUUGUGGGUAAGGACGAAGGCGAAGCCCCUUGUUUUGAGGGUCCUUUGCAUAAUGUGAACACUGAAGCCGGCCAGACAGCUGCCAUCAGUUGCGUUGCCAAAGGAACACCAACACCUACCUUAUCAUGGACAAAAGAUGGGGAAACGCUUGUAAACGAAGGAAGGGUUAGCAUUGAAUGUGAUGAUGGGAAAGGUUUGCUAACGAUAACUGAUACUACAGUUGGUGAUACAGGAGUUUAUAUAUGUGUAGCUGAGAAUGCUCUAGGAAAGGCUGAGUCGUGUGCAUCUAUCAAAAUAAAUGAAAAGACAGUUGAAGGUAAUGAUGAUACCACAGACAGCGCUGUCGUUGAACCGGCAGCCGACACUACAAACGAGAAAAAGGAAGCAGACGACGUUAAAAUCGCAGUUAAUGAAAAGGCAACUACUCAAGCUCCUGCAGGAAAUGUAACUGUUAAGGAAAUAACGGAACAAACUGUAACUGAAAUUGAUACAAAGUUAUCGACAUUGGUUCAACAAGAGACAACAACUGUAGUCAAAGAAGAAACAACACAGAAUUCCUCUAUGAGUUUAUUUACUGACUUUAAAAAGCGUCCGAGAUUUGUUAUCCCUCCUUUUUCUCAGUGGUCUAUGAAAGACACCCCUUUAAAGCUUGAAGUUGAAGUCACGAAAAGCCCGGAUAUGAAGGUCAACUGGUAUCACGAUAAUAAACUAGUUGUUCCCGGAGAUCGCAUUCAAAUUCAUGUACAAGACGGCGAAAGAUGAAAAGAAAACAGAAUUUAAGAAAACAACAAUGAAAUUAUCUCGAAAUUUAUUGACGAUAAGAAAUCCUAUUAUCCAAAUACAAAUUUUUAUAUCCUUAUUCAUUAUUUUGACACUGUCAGUGUUAUAUGAUUAUCUCCUAAGGACUAGUUUUCUUCACAAACAAUAUUAGAAAACCGCGGGUAUAUUUUUCAGGCAGAUAAAGUAGAAUGAUUCGUAACAAAAAAUAUUGGAAUCGCAACCUGGACAACGACUACAGAGGAAUUGCGAAAUGAAUGUCAAAUAAUGAAACCGCGAAAAGUACGACCAAUAUAAUAAUCACAGAAUGAACGUCAAUAAUGAAAUCGCGAAAUGAAUGGCCAGUAAAAAUAAUCGCGAAAUGAAUGACAAGUAAAAAUAAACGCAAAAUAAAUGACUAGUAAAAACAUCGCGAUAUCUAAACCAUCAAUGUCUUUUCCUGGAACUGUAGCUAGCUGUUUUUGAAGGUAGCAUUCAAGCUAUAUUCUUAUAAUUAUUUCUAUACUUUUUGUCCAUUACAGUGAUAUUUAUUUACAUAUGUCCGUUAAAUGUAGGUUGUUAUGUUUUAUUAUUUUUCAUUACGAUAUCUUCUUUAAGUUGUUUCUUAAGGGAUAUGUAUUUGUUAAAACCUAUUCCAACAUUUUUGUUAUAAAGUUUUGUUUCUUAACCGUCAUAAAUCAUGUGUAUAUUCGUUAUGUCGGACUGUUAAUAAUAAAAUUAUUAUCUUUUCUUA